UUCUGAUACACACAUGAUUGUUUCAUUUAUGUAUGUCUGUGGUAUGCAGCAGCUUUAGUGCUAAUAAGAGUGUAGACAAUGCUUCUUCACUACAUGGAAAGGGGUUUUGGUUUCUGAGCAUAAAGAAGGAGGGUCACACAUGAAUGUAUAAAUACUAGAGGUCCAACUAACCCAUCGUAGCUCUGUCAGAUGCACCUGGACAGAAGUGAUAGAAGACCAGACAGAGCAAGGCACAGAGACCUCCUCAUACACUGCAGAAAAAUACACAGCUAAAGAGGAGCAAAAUAAGUUCGACUUAAGAUGGGAGCCAUUGAUGUUGCUGCCACUAGUGCACUAUUGGUGUCUGUGUGUCUUCUGAGUACAGCUGCUCCAUCUUUAGCAGUCUACAGCCACGGAGAAUGUACCUUCAACACUAAAGGGAGCUGUGAAUAUCAGGGUCAGGUCUUUGGUAUUGGUGACAGCUGGAUUACAAAUGACUGCUACCACUGUGUGUGUAUGGAACCCUUUGGAGUAGGUUGCUGUGAUCACAAUCUGCAGCCAGUAGAUUAUCCAGACUGGUGUGAGGUCAUCAGGAAGCCUGAUUCAUGUCUCAGUGUAGUCGUGAUGAAGGCUAAUCAUAAGCUUCCCUGUCUCUAUGGGAAAUGGGGGAAACGUCCAGAAACUUGGAAAUCUGACAACGACCCAAUGUUUUAAUUAAUUAUCUUAUAACCUGUUUUUUGUACAUACUGUUCAAAAUACAGGAAUCUAAUAGACUGACUUGUGUGUGUAAAAUUCCUGUAGUAUGUACAUACUGUAUCUGGGGCAAAUAUCUGAUUAACUGAUUUUACUAAAUAUCUAAUCUAAAUGUCUAUUUAAUACUAAUAGUCAAUAAUUAGUACUCUUAAUUUAUUUGA
This is a messenger RNA of Tachysurus vachellii, 893 nucleotides long. RefSeq names its product microseminoprotein, prostate associated 2 (gene msmp2). Lineage: Eukaryota; Metazoa; Chordata; Actinopteri; Siluriformes; Bagridae. The record is from RefSeq and is a predicted model, not a curated record. Bases 301 to 693 code for a protein of 130 amino acids. The transcript has 5 exons.